Prorocentrum cordatum is the source of this 307-nucleotide messenger RNA. The record is from the annotation of a GenBank genome assembly. NCBI's taxonomy places the organism in Eukaryota, Dinophyceae, Prorocentrales, Prorocentraceae.
GGCGGACCUGGCCGCCGCGGGCCCGGAGAGCGGCUGGCACGGCCGCAGUGCGGGGCCCAGCCGCGCUCGGCCUCUCAGCCAGGAUCCGGUCGUGUCCUCGGGCGGACCAUGGGGAGGCUGCUCCGCCUGGGCCGGCGGCGCAACGGCUGCGGCCAGCCCGAAGGCUGGCGGGGAGGCCAGCGGUGCCGCAGGCGGCAGCGCCGGGACGGCGCUGGAGCGCUCGGGCGAAGCGGUUGAGGCCCCGAGCCCAGCGGCGCCCCGGCGGCUGUUCUUUUCUCCCGCUGGCGGCGGGGCGCGCGCCGCAGGA